AUGCUACGCCCCGUUGCUGGUGUACGUUCGUUUGCUCGCGUCUGCCAAUUCUGUACUUCUUGUCACGUCGCUGGGCCAUCGAAACAGACCAAGACUCUGGCACGCAGAAAAGCUUGGACACACCGUAUCCCAGAAGACCAAGAUUCCAUAUGGACCGAAUCUCCAGAUUCACCAUCCCUCGGAGAGAGUGCUAUUUCCUCGUUCCCGCUUUCAGAGCUUCUAGCUCCUCGACUACCCCCUACGAAUUUAUCCAAUUCUCCAACAUUUUCUCCCUUUCUCAGAGAUAUUUCGCAAGGAGCUCAUCCAGAAGAUUUUGGGACAUCAAACCCACCUACAUUCCGCCGUCAUCGAAAGCAGGGCGAAGGAGAAGAGGCAUAUACGGACUAUCAAAGAGAAUUGCUUGCCGACCUCGAGCAAUACAUAACCGACGGAAACCUCGGCGCUGUAAUCAAACAUUAUGAUGCAUUCGUCAGCGCCCACCCUCGAGGUGCAGUCGCUCUUCCCUCCGACACAAUCGUUCGCUUUUCUGCAUUAUUAGCUCGCACUCGACCCCGUAACCGCGAUCUAUUCCGACGUCUUCUGAGCCUCCUCGCUAUCCUUCGCGCUGCCGGAGAGCCUCUUCGAUCAUGGCAAUGGAACUCACUGGCAGAUUUUGCCGGCCGUGGGUUCCGUAAAACCACUCUCGAGGACUACCGAGCUGUAGUCGCCGUCAUACAGGACAUGAGCAAGGGCUCCCACGCCGUGUUCAAACCUGAUGUUGUAACAUACAAUACCCUCCUAGCUGCUGCUGCACGUACACGAGAGCACCGUGCUGUCCAGCAUGCAUUAGCCCUUAUGCAAGCCAGCAAAGUUCCUCCUGAUCGGCUUUCGUUCCUAACUCUCGUUCCAUUCUACGGGCGGGUCGGCGAACUUCCUCGAGCACGGAACACUCUACAAGCUAUGGUCAAGGAAGGUUGGGAGGUUGGGGUUGACGGCCUAACAGCUGCUAUAUGGGCAUGGGGCAGAAAUGGUGGCCAUAACCUCGAAGUUGCUAUGGGUAUAUACUAUGCUCUCCGACGUAAUGUAUGGGACGGAGGCGCUUCAGACCAACCACACCCUUCAAGCGUCAUUCCAGAUGAAGCCAAUCCCGUCCUCAGUAUUCCUGGACUUUCCCCGCCGCUCCCACCAUCUCUUGUUCCGAACCGCAUCACGUACAGCGUACUCAUCCAGUGCUUGUGCUACCACGGCGACCUUGUGAGGGCUUUGCAAAUUUACCGUGCAUAUAUGUCGUCCCCUCAAGAGCUGAAUCAUGAGCUUUCGACAAAGCGCGAUUAUUUAAGUGAAGAAGAGACAACAGUGGUCAUGUUUCGAGCCUUUUUCUUGGGAUUCGUAAGGCAUUGUGUCGGGGCUAGAUCCCUUAGUCGGAGCAGUCGAAGCCUGCCCCCCAUGCUACCACCACCAUCGCACGACCUGUCGUUCUUUUCCCAUCUUCCCACUCGCUUUACACCUACCGCCUCAUCAGAGCCUCCAGUUACGUCGACGGAUACAGAAGAAAUUAUUCAUGAAGUUAUGAAGGGGAAAUUUCCAGAAGUGCGGCUGAUGAGCCGAUUGCCGAACCCGUGGACCCGCGGUGCUUUACUUGCAGUGACCGAUUCUUACAUUGCUGCUCUAGGCACUACAACUCCUACUACUAGCGUGUUAUGGUGGCUACUUCGUGCUGCCGCUGGUACGGCAGAAAUGGGAAGAGAGAGCGAGCGUGUACGCGAGAUGUGGGAAAAAGUGCGCGAUAGAUGGGGUGCCGAUGUGGGCUGGAACAGAGCACUUGGAAAGAGAACACGGGGAUGGUUGAGAAAGAUGGGUGUUAAAAUAUAA
Molecule: messenger RNA, 1851 nt
Organism: Rhizoctonia solani
Lineage: Eukaryota; Fungi; Basidiomycota; Agaricomycetes; Cantharellales; Ceratobasidiaceae
Product: PPR containing protein
Exons: 1
Coding region: 1-1851 (616 amino acids)
Molecular function (GO): protein binding
Source: RefSeq, a predicted model, not a curated record